Molecule: messenger RNA, 3126 nt
Organism: Dermacentor silvarum
Lineage: Eukaryota; Metazoa; Arthropoda; Arachnida; Ixodida; Ixodidae
Product: alpha-1,3-mannosyl-glycoprotein 2-beta-N-acetylglucosaminyltransferase-like
Exons: 12
Coding region: 428-1714 (428 amino acids)
Biological process (GO): protein N-linked glycosylation
Cellular component (GO): Golgi apparatus
Molecular function (GO): alpha-1,3-mannosylglycoprotein 2-beta-N-acetylglucosaminyltransferase activity
Source: RefSeq, a predicted model, not a curated record
GUCGCCGUAGUAUUGCCGCAAACACUUCAGCAUGGCGUUGUACACAUCGCCGCUCGAGGAUCGCCUAUUGCCCUUGAACCCACGGAGCUUCCCUAUCGUAGCCGGCGUGAGGCCGACUGCUGUGUACCCGCUUAUCUUUCGCAACCGUGGUGGCACAUUGGACGUGGCAAUUUCGCCUGCUGAUCGCCUCCAAGUGGCCUUGCCAAUAAUACGCUCGUGUGUAACUGUUGCGCGCCGUCGCAAGAGAUGAGAAGCCGGACAGCGUCGCUGUGCGUGUUGUGGUUUAUAGCAGCAACUUCCGACUGUUGCGCUGUUUCCUUUACUGAACUGUCGUUUCGCGUUCGCUGGAUUCGUCUGCCGUCCACAUGCGUGUCGCAUUUACAUCAAAGUAACUUCGCUAUGACCUGGAGAAAAUUGCUAUGUUGCAAUGCGUAAAAGAAACUUUAUUUUAUUUGUUUCACUUGCAUUUUUAACAUGGGGAGGCAUAACGUACCUUCUUUUCCUUCAGCGGCCAUUGACAGGGAAGGUUUUCCGCCCUGGGAAAGUUCAAGCUCAGUUAGAUCUGUUAGAACAAGAGCUCGCCGAACAAGGUCGUGCAAACGCAAAGCUCCUUGGCAGCUUGCGAGAGCUAAAAGAAAAGCUUCGGCUGGCCCAGAAUGAGAGCCAUGGCCAGGCUGCCAAGGACAGUCCAGUCAUCGCUGUCCUGCUCUUCGCUUGCAACAGGGUCACGGUGAAGCGCCCCAUUGACCAGCUGCUGCAGUACCGACCUUCCAAGAAGCAGUUUCCCAUCAUAGUGAGCCAAGAUUGUAACCAUGCCCUGACCUCUAAAGCAAUUCAAGACUAUGGUGACCAACUCACUCUCAUUAAGCAACCUGACCAAAGUGACAUUCCAUUAUUGGGCAAGGAGAAGAAAUUUAAAGGCUACUACAAGAUAGCACGGCACUAUGGCUGGGCGCUCAACAAGACUUUCUUUGAAUUUAAUUAUGACACGGUACUGAUUGUUGAAGAUGACCUGGAGCUGUCUGUAGACUUCUUUGAAUACUUCCUAGCAUUGCACCCAAUUCUGAAGACUGACCCAACACUCUUUUGUGUCUCAGCUUGGAAUGACAAUGGCAAAGCAGGACUUGUAGCGGAUGACCCAGAGUUGCUUCACCGGUCUGACUUUUUCCCUGGCCUUGGAUGGAUGAUGACCAAGGAUAUGUGGGUUGAGAUGAGCCACAGGUGGCCCAAAGCGUUUUGGGAUGACUGGAUUCGGCAACCUGAACAGAGGAAGGACAGAGCCUGUAUUCGACCAGAAGUUUCGCGCACCAAGACUUUUGGCAAAAUUGGGGUCAGCAAUGGGCUUUUUUAUGAAAAGCACCUCAAAUUUAUCCAACUCAACAAAAAGUUUGUGCCUUUUACUAGCAAAGAUCUCAGCUACCUGAAAAAGGAUAACUAUGAUGUAGCUUUUGUGAAAGAGGUGUACGGCUCGCCACUGGUCACGGUGAGCCAAGUUCUCAAGGGCAGCUUGGAGACCAAAGGGGCAAUUCGCAUCACCUACACCUCCAAGGAGCAGUUCAAGAGCAUUGCAAAGAAGCUCUCCAUCAUGGACGACUUCAAGUCAGGUGUACCAAGAACUGGUUACCGUGGGGUGGUCUCUCUUCUCUACAAGGGUCGUCGAGUGUAUUUGGCACCUCCAGCAGACUGGAAAGGCUACAACAAGUCGUGGUCUUAGCACAGAGCUCAACUCCACCAAGUGUGCUGCAGUUUGUGUGUGCGGGAUGAAGCAGCCAUGCCAAGCUCUCCAGUACCUCUCCUCUCCUGCGACAUCUCACCAUUUGCAUCGCAGCAUUGUUAUUCCUCAUCACAUUCUUCCCCGUUCUUGUUUCUUCUGUGCAUCACAGCAUCUGUUCUAUGCUGCUUGCAGCAUUAUUGUUCGGUUUCUUUCGUUUGCGUGCAUGUGCCUAGGAUAGGAUGUGCAGUGAAGGGGGAAGGGGCUGACUGUGUUCUGUGCCUGUGGCAUCAUUUUCCUCUGAAUGUCCCCUUGGUUGCUCUUAACACCAGUGAUAAGCUUCUGCCUGGCAAACUUUGCUAGAUAAGUUUCUUUCUCUUUUCUUUUUUUUGGUGGCCACUGUGCAAUGAUCUUGUUUUCACCUGCCAUGUGCUCCCAGUUCAUUCCUCUCACCCACAGUAGUCGUGUCGUGUAAGGCAGGACUGAAGCAAGUAUACCUAACUGUGAUUUCUUGAUCAUACAGAAAUAUAUGUACACAAAUGAAAAAAAUAAUGCUAAUUUGGGUGUGCAAGCGUGAGUGGUCAACACCUUUCCAGCCCAGUCCGUUCAAGGUGUCGCUGUGUGUUUUAUUCUGGCUGUCGGGCUUCGUGGGUGGCAGCUGUUGUGCGGGGGUUUGGGUUUGAAGGUUCUCCACUUCACAUACAUUAUGCUUGCGUCACUGAAAUGAGGCAGUGGAUGAUGUGCAUUUUGCUUUUGGUGGCGGCUCUUGCAGCAAUGUCAUAGUUAAUUUAAAAAAAGAACUACUGCUCUUGCAGACCUCAGAGACCACAUUUAUUUUUUACCCCCCUGGGAAGACCAUUGCAGGCCAAGGCCACGUUGAAGUGCGUCUGCUCCCGCUCCAAUGGUCUCGCACUGCAGAUUGUUUCAGAAGUGAAUGGCGUUGCGCUGUUCACAGCGGCUGCAUUUUUAUUUCCUGCGGUCUAUCCCGGGGGUUGUAUAUUUCCUGUACAUAAGCUGCACUCCUUCACUGAGGUUUAAGUGAACUGUUAUGGUGACUGAUGUUUUAAAAGCCCUGUACAGCUGUCAUGUUUUCUUUUCUUACGUAACAACAUUGGAGUUGUUUUGAGACUGGACAAGUGCAUCUUCAGGGUGAUUGUGGUGAAUGGCAGGUUGUUGAUAGUGGGAUGACAUUGUGCUCAUGGAUGUCCCUCCAGCAUUUCCUUUUGCAAGUGUUCAGUGCGUGCAGGCAUGAGCUUGGAUUACACACCGUUUCUCUGUAAUGAGGCUUUGCAUUACAUGGAAUAUGUUUUAUGUAACUGGAUAAACCGUGCCCUGCAGCCGCACGAUGCAUUGUUGCCUGUAAUAUAUAUAAAGCAAGACUGUUAGCAAAUAAAUAUUUAUAACUGCACAGCCAA